CAUUUGUCCUGAUAUCGCGUUGCGCUCUCGGAUUGAGCCAUUUUUUCACUGAUCGACGGCGGUGUAAAUAGUUGAUAUUUGAACUGCAUUCGCUUGCGUCUCCACAUCCAUGGUUUUCCCACGCGCUUCGAAGCCACUCUCGCGUCCUCGCGCCGUCUAUUAAGAUAAAUCAGUGUGCCUCUAUUAAUUACAGUGUUAUUUAUUGACUUGGUGAAAAUGCAGCAGUGAUUUGCCAAAGUGAUACAAUUAAAAUUAGAGUUAAUUGAAAUUUAAUUAAGGUUGAUUGGUUUCAAUGAAAAAGUUGGAAAAUGGAAUCGGCAGCAUUUGAUGAUCAAAUAUUUAGUGAAUUCAACGACACCCUCAGUCCGCUUGGCACGAAAGCUAUACAUGCUAGUGGACCCAGUGGUCAUAACAUACAAGUGGUGUUGGGCAUUAACCAAUCUUCGCCCGAUUCGUGCACGCAACGUUUACCAGAAGUGAACAGUAUCCUAGCCGCUGGAUCACCCAGUUACAAGAAUAUAGAUUACACCAACCUGAAUAAAGUGGACUACCACUCAAAUGGAAAAAUUGAUCAGCAGUAUUCGCCCAAUUCCAACAAGAUGGAGUACAUCAACUGUAAGCUCGAUUAUUAUUCGCCGCAGCUCAACGUUAAUAGUAACCCAAAUAAAGUAGAAUUUGUUAAAACCCUAGAUUACAAUGCCAACGGCCGCAUCGAAUAUUCGCCGCCUUCGAAAGCAUCGGACUACGGCAGCGGGAAGCUGGAGUACGAAACCACCAUGACUAUCUUCCAGCAGCCACCGCCCAUGAGUUCCUCCUCGCUGAAUGGCUUGAACGAUCCUGGCAAACGGAAAAACGACGAAGUGCAUAGUGCUUCGGGAUCGUCAACGCCCACCACGACAACUCCGAUUGUCAACGGAAACGGAAGUGACAGUGCCUCUAGUUCGAACAAGAAAAACGACAAGAAGAAGGCCGAUCCUAACGGAAUUAAAAAGAAAAAGACAAGGACAACCUUCACCGCAUACCAACUAGAAGAGCUAGAAAGAGCUUUUGAACGAGCACCCUAUCCUGAUGUCUUUGCACGCGAGGAACUUGCACUCAAGCUCAACUUAAGCGAAUCUCGUGUUCAAGUUUGGUUCCAGAAUCGGCGCGCCAAAUGGAGAAAACGCGAACCACCUCGAAAAUCCGCCUAUAUGGGCAAUAACAGUCCAUCGACGCCAAUGAAUGGGCCGAUUGGUACCACGUUCACACAGUACCCGCAGACAACGACAGUGACUCCACCAGGCAGCGUGGAAAGUUGGCCCACCUACCAAACCCCGUACGAGCUAAGCCCUCAUUUCAAUCUUCUAUCUCCUGCUGCUAGUCCUUAUGGUUCCUUUACCACCCAGUAUGGUACUUAUGUGCAUGAAAGUCAAUUAUUUCCCGUACGGCAACAUUUCGAUUACGGUAGUCCAUCCCGGCCAGGAGCUGAGCCCGAGGAGCCACAUCACAAAACAGAACAUUAUGCGUCACUGGACGAUAAAUUCGAUACGCACUGUUCUGUCUCCGAUGGAGUCACCAAUGGGAAAUACGUUGACGACACCAAGUACAUCCAUGCUGUCAACAUCAUCGAUGAUCCUAAAUACACCAGCAAUUGCCACAUGGAAGACCCAACUUUGAAACAAUCCCAUUACGGUGCACCAAGCUCGUGUCAGCCGGGAGACGAGGCCGACUCCCUUGGAAUCGUAAAAUCUGAGGAUGGCGUUAAUCAUAGUUACGUUUUGCCACCUUUUUUGCGCUGAGGCAUAACCAGAUAGCAUCGUUUGUUAGUAUUAAAGCUAUUUAACGGUAUAAGGGCUAACACGAGAACAAAGUAAUCAUUUUCUAUAACAUGUAGAUAAAAAAAUCAAAAACUCUCCGAUAAAAGUAUACAACAGAUGCCUUAUACAAAAACAAACAGAAAUCUUCUUUUCAUGUCACGCAAAGCGUGUCUCUAUUUAAAAGUCGAAACGAGGCGUUGAUUUACACACUCGAGCAAAAUCCCCAAAAAAUUGGCCUCACGCUUUCGACAACAGUUGCGGUUCGCCCGCAAAGGUUCCUUUUUUGAGGGCCAACAUAAAUUAUAAGGGACGAAGAAAAGGUAAACGCCAGUGCCUGGGGAUAUUUAUUCGAUCGCUGAAAAAGUUUCCACACCAGUGAAGCUUUUAACCUAACACUAUAUGCUUGAACAUGUAACUGUUGAAUGUAGCACAAUUCUGUGCCUCCAAAUCAAUCAAGCAAAUGUUAGCAGGCGGACCGUAAGUAAUUCAAUAUUCAAACAAAUCCAUUCAUCAUAAACUCAUUUUGGAAUCCAACUGCCAGAAGCAACUGUAUGUCACAAAGCCUUUUUUCAGUAAUACUGAAGAAACAAAUAAAUAUUCGUCUGACCGUUUGAACAAGCGGUAUAGCAGGCAGUUUGGUUGGAAUAAUGCUAAAUAAAAAUCUGUGACCGCAGUUUUUUUCAAGACAAUCAUCAACAUGGAUACCCUUAACUAAUGAAAUGCGGUUCUAUAACAAACACAAAGAUUAUUUUAUGACGGAUUAAGUCAUUUGUCCAUAAGAAAAUAAGCAAACGACAGGGGAAAAUAAUAAAAGGCUUUUUAUAAAAACUAAUGAGAAGAAGAAUUUCUUACAUGAACAUAAAUUACACAACAAAAUCCAUACGUCUAUCCAGAAAAUGUUCCGAUUCCGUUAGCGUAGUACACAGUUGCCGAAAUCCCGGUGAAUUACGAAAUCACUUGAAAACUGUUAGUGUUUAUCGAGUUUAUUUAAUGUUGUUAGAAACGUUGAUUCUGAUGCGUCAGGCAUGAUUCAAUUUAGUUCAAUGUAAAUACUAAUAGUACGUUGAUGACGUGCAAAGCAGCCGUAACAAACAGAUGCACAGAAGUGCAUUUAUAUUCUCGCUGAGGCACAAAAAAUCUCUAGCGACAUGUACCGGUUAAAAUUUUAUGCUGUGCGAAGAUUUCCCUCUCUUCGGCGAGGCAUUGCAGAGAUCACUUGGAAUGUGUCUGCAAUUUGUACGGAAGGAUAUACACAUUCUACUUGCCUACGCAGGGUGCGAACUGCGUCAGGAAAUCUUCCUAGAUGUGCCUGUAUACAUUAGCACAUAGUAUCUAUACGAAUGUUUCUAGGAAUAAGAGAUGUAAUGUAAACGAAAUUUUAGCUUCAGUAAUAGUCAUUUUUCAACAAGUAUCAUUUCGCGAGCAGAAUAUCAAACGCUAUAGCAUGUAAGAAUCUGCAUUUGCUCCACGCGUAGCAUACGUUAUGCUGAACAUUUCGGUGUACUGAACUGAUUUUGUUAUGCACAAACUGCAUAUAAAACAACAGAUUAGGAGACAGAUUUCAGUGCGAAUAGUAAACAUUAACAGUAGGAAUACUCCAAGCUAAGCCUCGUGUACAAAAUUGAAAGCUUCCUGUGCCAAAAUCAAUAUGAAACUAAGCGACCAGGCGUGUAAAAAUGUGUAUACAUAAAGUUAGGUAGACUGACAUUAAUAUGCAUAAUAACAAUUUUGUGUCACAAUUAUCAUCCUUCAUUCUGAUACAGAAACUAUUGCUCACAAACAUUCGCCGCGAUAGUUUUUUUAAGCAUUAAUUAGCCGUAGUGAAACUUUAGACUAUGUAAAUGUAAAUUUUACCAAAUAUGAUAAUUGUCUCUCAGUACAUAAAAAUACUUAUCGUAAAUAUAUUAUUGAUUUUGAUUUCA
This is a messenger RNA of Wyeomyia smithii (pitcher-plant mosquito), 3718 nucleotides long. Its product is annotated as homeobox protein Hox-D3. Lineage: Eukaryota; Metazoa; Arthropoda; Insecta; Diptera; Culicidae. The transcript has 4 exons. Gene Ontology annotation, biological process: regulation of transcription by RNA polymerase II. Gene Ontology annotation, molecular function: RNA polymerase II transcription regulatory region sequence-specific DNA binding; DNA-binding transcription factor activity, RNA polymerase II-specific. Bases 309 to 1778 code for a protein of 489 amino acids. The record is from RefSeq and is a predicted model, not a curated record.